AUGAAUCCUGAAGACGUAGCAAACCGUGACGUUACCAAUGAAGCUUUCACUGGUCCGGGAAACUGCGGGAGGCGACAUCGUAGACAUUCUUUGCACCAAAUUCGUAGCCUUGAAACGUUUUUCAUGGAUUACGAAAAGCCAAGUGAAAGCCAAUGCGAAAAGCUGAGCCAGGAAUUAGGCAUGACUACCAAACAAAUCAAAUCUUGGUUCCGAUACAAAAGAACCCAAAUCAAGGCUCAACAAGAAAAAAUAGAGAAUGAUCAGCUAAAAGCUGAGAAUAAAAGAUUGAAAAUGGAGAAUAAGAUGUUGAGGGAAGCACUCGCAAAUUCAUUUUGUGCAGCUUGUCAGGGAUUUCUUUUUUAUUCUAGAGGUGGCGCGAGACCACUCUCUUACAACAUAAUGCUCCAUGAGAAUCUCAGGCUUAGAAAUGAGUGUCUACGUUUACAAGAUCUGGUGAAUGAGAAAAAAGGAGGAAGGCUUGGAUAGAUUUGAUGAAUUAUGUUUUAAUUCUAAAUAAACCUCAAGCAGAUGGUUCGAACCGGAUUGGAUUGAACUGUUUGGAGAUGAAGGCUGCUCUAUAUAUGCUGGGAUGCAUAGAAAUUAGCUUUAUUCGGAUUAUAUUAUUUCAAAAUUUACUUUUCUUUUGUUACUUGUGAUUUUCCAUGUAUUCUCAAACAGCUUUUAUGACUAAUUGGUUGAACUUCUUUUGUUAUAUCGUCG
This is a messenger RNA of Oldenlandia corymbosa var. corymbosa, 720 nucleotides long. The record is from the annotation of a GenBank genome assembly. NCBI's taxonomy places the organism in Eukaryota, Viridiplantae, Streptophyta, Magnoliopsida, Gentianales, Rubiaceae.